AUGUCCGGCAGAGCGAUUUGUGGUGAACACAAGCUACGAAGGUGGGUGCCGGAAAGAGAUCUCAACCGCGCGAGGGACAACAUACAUGACCUAGAGCAGAUGAUCAUGGAUACAAAGAAGGAAAUCGAUGAACUCAGAAAAACGAAGGAGACUCUAGAAGAGAACAAUAAAAAGCUCAAGGGUGUCAUCCGGCGACAGGAAGGAGAAGGAGCAUCGCGUGAGGUGAUCGAGAGUGCGGCUCUGCGAUUAAAGAACUGCCAAAAGUAUAGUGCUGAUCAAGGGCUAAAGCUGAAUAGGCUAAAGGACAAAAGAUAUGAGUUGGAAGCGAUAAAGAGGGAAUGGGAAUCUUGGAGAAGAGAUAUUGAGGAGGAAUGCAAUCGGAGAGCAGUCUUGGAAGCCCAGAUAAGGAACAAAGAGCCGCGGAGCUAUGAGAGCUGGAAGAAAAGCAGCAAUCAUUCAGCGAGGUAA
Messenger RNA from Fusarium proliferatum ET1, 468 nucleotides. RefSeq lists its product as uncharacterized. The record is from RefSeq and is a predicted model, not a curated record. Bases 1 to 468 code for a protein of 155 amino acids. NCBI's taxonomy places the organism in Eukaryota, Fungi, Ascomycota, Sordariomycetes, Hypocreales, Nectriaceae. The transcript has a single exon.